Molecule: messenger RNA, 1862 nt
Organism: Antrostomus carolinensis (chuck-will's-widow)
Lineage: Eukaryota; Metazoa; Chordata; Aves; Caprimulgiformes; Caprimulgidae
Product: AP-3 complex subunit mu-1
Exons: 7
Coding region: 1-915 (304 amino acids)
Biological process (GO): intracellular protein transport; vesicle-mediated transport
Cellular component (GO): clathrin adaptor complex
Source: RefSeq, a predicted model, not a curated record
AUGAUGAGACAGGCCAAGAAAGUCAAGUCUAUGGGCCAGGGUCUGGAUCGAUUUGGCACAUGGUCAGGUGUAGAUGGGGCUAUCAUGUUGCUGCAAGGCAGUAGUAAUGUGGGUGACACACUUCCCACCGGACAGUUGUCCAACAUUCCUUGGCGCAGAGCAGGGGUAAAAUACACAAACAACGAAGCCUAUUUUGAUGUAAUUGAAGAAAUUGAUGCAAUUAUAGACAAAUCAGGUAAGGUGCCUUGCAAACUCGUUUUUAAAAAAAAUAGAUUUCCCGUUGAGGAACAUAUAACUGGAAAAAAAGAUCUUUCUCUUUCUUUCAUGAACCCACGGUUGCUGGAUGACGUCAGCUUCCAUCCCUGUAUUCGGUUCAAACGCUGGGAGUCUGAGCGAGUCCUUUCGUUUAUUCCUCCCGACGGGAAUUUCAGGUUGAUCUCCUACCGCGUCAGUUCACAGAACUUGGUGGCUAUUCCUGUAUAUGUGAAACACAUUAUCAGUUUUAAGGAAAAUAGUUCUUCAGGAAGAUUUGAUGUUACCAUUGGACCAAAACAGAAUAUGGGGAAAACAGUAGAAGGAGUUGUCAUGACAGUUCACAUGCCAAAGGCCGUACUUAAUAUGAACCUCACUGCUACACAAGGCACCUAUACAUUUGACCCAGUUACUAAAGUGUUAACAUGGGACGUUGGCAAAAUUACUCCUCAAAAGCUACCAAACCUGAAGGGCAUAGUGAACCUGCAGUCUGGAGCCCCCAAGCCAGAGGAGAAUCCAAGUUUAAACAUCCAGUUUAAGAUUCAACAGCUUGCAAUUUCAGGACUGAAAGUGAAUCGCCUAGACAUGUAUGGAGAAAAAUACAAGCCUUUUAAAGGUGUCAAAUAUAUUACAAAAGCAGGAAAAUUCCAAGUCAGGACAUGAGAAGAUGCUCUACUACCAAGAGGAAAUACCCCUUAAAAAAAACUUGACUGCUUAGUGACUUAUGUUGCUAUUAAUUAGGUGCCAAUUAAUUAAUAGACACUGAUUAGUUUGGGAUCAAAGCAUUUGUGCACAGCAGCUCCUAAAAUGAAGGCAUAGCUUAGUUUUUCUUAAUACGGCUUUAAAAUAAGGUACUUUUUUUCUAGUACACCUUCACUUUUUUUUACUGAAUUGUUGUGCUGGUGAAUAGUUUGAUAUCGGUGAUCCACAGAACAUUGCAAACACUACACUGCCAGUCAGAUACCAAAGCCCAGAGGCCAAGCACAUUAUGAAGGCCAGAGAGGCCAUUGGAAAAGUCUUGUGGUGGCACAUUUUGCUGCUGCAGCUGCCUGUGGAGAAAGCUCAGCUAUUCUCAUAGCCAGCUGCAAGCUGGCAUUCCACAAAGCAUCAUGUAAUCCCUUCAGAAAUAGAGAGCAGCAGCAAGAGGGGCAGGGGUCCCACAGGGGCCUGGAACAUAGCAAGUGUCACUCCUAAGAAAGAGGUUCUGAUGAUGAAAAACAAUUUCCUUGUUGUUUACAAGAAAUCGCCUUUCUUAAGAAGCAUUUGCCUUAAUCAGCCUUCAUUUGUGCCAUCUGCAGAUGAGCUGAUAAAAAUAACAUCCUGCAUUAAAUCUGGGAGGUGAUUGUUGCUUCAGUAAUCUACUUUCUUUCCAUUCCAUCUCAUCAUCACUGACAUUUUUUUUAAGAAUACCGUUGCAGAGAGUAAGAUCUAUUUUUUAUGUGAAAGCCUUUGCUUUGAUUUAGAUGUUCCACUUGUUCGAAGUGGAUGCCACCAGAUUUGUGCCAUGUGUACAUUGGAGUGUAGCUUUUUAGAUAGCACAAUAGAAGUGUCAAGUGUAUUUAAUGGUUGUGUGCUUUAAUGUAAUGAAAUAAAGGGAACUCUACUGCAAA